AUUUUAACAUUAUCCGUUAGAAUAGGACUAAACUUUUACUGGGACUGAGCUUAAAUUAUUUGUCGCACGAUGAACUGGGCCAUCAUCAUCUCGAUUCUGCUCAAUUGCCUUUUUCCAGGCAUAGCCUCGCUGGACGACGACUGCCCCACGUUGGCGGAUGGGGAUAGCUUCUCGCAAACACAGUUACUGGACCGCUUAACCCAUGGCUGCCGCUACGAUCGCCUGGAACGUCCCAUAACCUAUUCGGAAACGGGCCAGCGCCUGCCCGUGGAUGUUUAUAUGAGAGCCUAUAUAUACUUUAUGCAGAAUCUCGAAGCUCAUGAUCUGCAGUUCAAAAUUUACGCCCUGCUGCAAAUGCGCUACUUAGAUCCCCGCCUGAACUUCCGUACUGUGAGCCCGAAGAGAAAACAGCCGAUCCUUGGGGAGCAGCAGCUUCGGGACACCCUCUGGAUGCCCCACAUAUUCCUGGCCAACGAACGGGACUCCAGCAUAUUGGGUAUGGCCGAAAAAGAUAUUCUAACCUCCAUCUCACCAGAUGGUACUGUGAUAGUCUCCAAUAGGAUUAAGGCCACUCUGUACUGUUGGCUUAACCUCAAGAAGUUUCCGUUCGACGAACAGCACUGCUCCACUGUCCUCGAGAGUUGGAUGUACAACACCUCGGAACUGGUGCUUCAUUGGGAACAAAAACGUCCCAUAACCUUCGAUUCUGGCCUCCAUCUCACCGAGUUUGUGCUGCAAAAGUCGUGGUAUAAUGAAACGGUUAUAAAUGCGGAUCUCAGCGAUCUGCGGCAUGGAGCCUUUGCCGGAAACUACAGUUCCAUGAGCUUUACAGUCCAUCUGACCCGUGUGGUUGGUUUCUAUUUGAUGGAUUACUUUCUUCCCUCCAUGCUGAUUGUGGCCAUAUCGUGGGUAUCGUUUUGGCUGCAAGCAGACCAAGCCCCACCGAGAAUCACCCUUGGAACCAGCACCAUGUUGACCUUCAUAACACUAGCCUCGGCCCAGGGCAAGACCCUGCCGAAAGUCAGCUACAUCAAGGUGUCGGAGGUGUGGUUUCUGGGCUGCACCAUCUUCAUAUUUGGCAGCAUGGUGGAGUUCGCGUUCGUGAACACCAUUUGGCGGCGCAAGAAUAGUGUGCCGGUCAAGAAACUAAACAGCAAGCACAUACUAAAGUCCACCUUGUCGCCGACACUGCUGCGCCGUAAAAGUCAUGCUCGUUCGAAGUCCUUUUCGGGCGUGGCACUCCAAAAAGCUAUGGAUGCGGGAUCGCUGGGCGGCGAACCGAACUUCAAUAACUAUCUAACGGUGAACCUACCAAUAACCACCAUUAACGAAGGUCAGGUGAUGGGCAACACGCACAAAAAGCUGGACGUGAACUUCGUGGAGAGCGCCUUUGGCGGAAUGGCGUCGGCCCGAUCAACAGGAACGGUGAACAGUGCAGCGACCACUUCGCAGUGUGGAAGCAACAAUCGUCUGGACAACAGCAGCGCAGAACCACUAGGCGAGGAGGAGGUGGACUUCAGUGGCUGGACGACACUAACACCGCAGGAGAUCGCCAUUUGGAUCGACAGUCGCGCUCGUUUUGUAUUUCCCGUGGCCUUUUUGGUCUUUAAUCUGUUUUUCUGGACAUUUGUCUAUUUUAUUUAAAUAUGCCCUUAAUAUUCGUCAUACCUGUAGAGUUUAAUGUUUUGUCUCAAGUGUUUUGUAUUAUUAUUUGUUUAAAAACUUAUGAAAAAUAGUUUAAAAAUCAUGUUUUUUCCCAGGAAAUUCUUUAUGUUUAAGGUCUCUUGGAGAUUCUUUUAUUUUUGUUUUAAAUACCCAUUGUAUAUGUUUGCUUUUG
Molecule: messenger RNA, 1837 nt
Organism: Drosophila bipectinata
Lineage: Eukaryota; Metazoa; Arthropoda; Insecta; Diptera; Drosophilidae
Product: pH-sensitive chloride channel 2
Biological process (GO): nervous system process; chemical synaptic transmission; chloride transmembrane transport
Cellular component (GO): synapse; plasma membrane; neuron projection
Molecular function (GO): transmembrane signaling receptor activity; transmitter-gated monoatomic ion channel activity involved in regulation of postsynaptic membrane potential; chloride channel activity
Source: RefSeq, a predicted model, not a curated record